Molecule: messenger RNA, 1602 nt
Organism: Puccinia graminis f. sp. tritici CRL 75-36-700-3
Lineage: Eukaryota; Fungi; Basidiomycota; Pucciniomycetes; Pucciniales; Pucciniaceae
Exons: 2
Coding region: 1-1413 (470 amino acids)
Source: RefSeq, a predicted model, not a curated record
AUGCUCGACCAUGAAACCAGACCAAAUAAGAGCAGCGACCUCAUCAUCAAGCUGCUCAACAGUAUCACUAACAGAUACCGCCGGAUAGACGUUUAUGAUGAGGGGAGUGAGUCGCCCGAGGAUCUUGAUGACGAGACGGUAUGGGUUCAUGAUAACUGGAGAUACGCUAGAGGGGAAGCACUGUCAAUCGGCGAAAUCGACAACCUGAAUGCUCUCCUCCUUCAAAUGGAAAACCUUGUUCUACCUUUGUUACAACAGCAGCUCAACGAAAUGUUGGAAUCACUGAACCUGGAUGAUCUAUCUGCAAAAGUUCAAAGUCCAAAUCUUUUCUAUGCCCCAGAGAUCGUAUUCCGACUCGGCCAUACCGUCGAUCAAAUUGCACGUUUCGUCCAGUCCAUCGCCCCGAUUGUCGUGGAUCCGAUGCACUCAUACAAGAAGAACGAUCACGAUUAUGGUGGUUUGAAAUUCUACAGGACCGCUGAUCUGAUAGAAAAAGUGAAUGACUUAAUACAUCAACAUGUCCAGACUCUAAUCGACCACCAUGUCCGGUUCAUUCGAGCCCGUUCAAAUUAUCAUCAGAUCGGUUUUUACAAUGAAUCCGAAUUGAUUUUGCAGUCACGCAAUCUCAUCAAAGCAACAGCACAAACCUCGAAAGCAAUCGAUCAUAUUAUCAAAUGGUCCAAGAAGUCCGAUUUCAGUAUGCUCCAAGACGACUGUCUGAGGUUUGCAAAAGAUCUCGAUCCCGUUCUGGAAGAGCUCACCAGACGAAUCUUCUUGCAAACCCGGUUAGAAAAACGACGCAAAUCGAUUGAUGAGGGACAUACCAAUCGUCUUCGAGCUGAGCGGGAAAAUGAACAUGAAGACAUUGGGCCGCAUAGCAACUCCAACAAUCCUCAAGAUAAUCAAUCCAAUACUAGACGUUUGACUGACUCAUUCGAAGAGAUCUCUCCAGCACCGCAACUCAUUCAGCUAGCCAAGACGACUGUACCCAUAAUCAAAAUACUCAGAAUAUUUUUCAACAAACUAUCAAACACAUCAAUAACUAAAGCACCAUUCACGAUGAGUACUCGACUGUGUUCCAACGAGCUCAACCCGAUGGAUUACGAAAUUUGCUCUCUCGAUUGCGGCAUCAAAAACCUUCUGAAUACCAUGUAUAAAUUGCAUGAUAGUCCAAUGGAGGCGGACCAAGUCAGAUAUCUUCAGAGCUCGGUUGACGACCUCGGUGCUCAUCUUGAUGCCUCGCUAACCUUACUAUCUUUCCAUCUGAUACCGUUGAGUGAGGCUCAGUAUAAUCUUCCUAGAUCUGUUAAUCUCUGUAAAGCUUGGUUUCUUACUUUAAGAGAGUAUUUCCAGGAGGCUUCUGACCACUUUGGUCAUGCUGUCUUCCAGGUGAGAUAUGCUAUGCAAAUCUAAUCAAUCUGUUGGUAAUCAAUCCCUUGUUGUGAAGAAGCCUACAUUUCAUUGGAAGUCAAAUGACAAUAAAUCCAUUAUAUAUUUUUAUCGAUGGAUUUACUUGUUUCAAGAGCUCAUAAAGCAAGCCUUGAAAGCAGACAUAUAUAUGUAAUUGCGCCCUCCCUCUUGACAUCUUCCACUCAAAAAAUG